UUUGAAAGACACUCUCUCACUCCCGCUCUCGCUCUCCAUUUCUGCAUCACUCUCGCAGUCGCAAACCAGCCGAGCGGCGACACCGAGGAGCCGAGACCUCGCCGGAAAUUCUGCGGAGCAUCAUGCUGUCAUCUUCUUCCGCGCACGCGUGAGGGACGCUUUGCCGCGAGUGACAAGAAGGCUGUACGAUCAACCGACGUUCCUCGGUCUCAAAGUGAAGCGCCAUGGCCGCGAGAGUUCUUGUGAUCUGCCUCCUCGCGAGCACCUCGCUCGGGUUCUCGGCUGCCGGCCUCGUGAAAAAAGUGCUCCGGCAUCGCCGCCAGAUGCCUCUGGAGCACAACGUCACCUCACCCGGAGCAGAGCGCCAGUCUGUGAUCUUUAACCACGUCUACAACAUCAACGUCCCCGCCAGCCACCUGUGCUCCGUCGACCUGGACGCCACAGAGAGCUCGGCGGAAACGGCCAGCACCUCCGGCCAGCACCUUUCCGCGGACGGGGAGAGCCAGAUUAUCUUCACCCACCGCAUCAAUAUCCCUCGCGGGGCGUGCGGCUGCGCUGCCGACCUGCCGCGCAUCAGCGACCUGAUGAGCCGCAUUGAGAUGCUGGAGGGGGAAGUGUCGGCGUUGAGGAGGCGGUGCGGCGGUGGCGGGGACGUCGGUUGCGGUGCAACGGGGAAUGCGAGGACCGGGCCCCUGUGCAGCGGACACGGAAACUACAGCGCGGAGACGUGCGGAUGCGCGUGCGAGCCCGGCUGGAAGGGAAGCAACUGCACCGAGCUCGAGUGUCCCGAGGGUUUCUUUGGGGACGACUGCUCUCGCAGCAUAUGCCCGGACAACUGCAAAGAUCGCGGGCGUUGUCAGGACGGCCGGUGUGUCUGCAAGGAGCCCUGGACCGGUUCGGACUGCUCCGAGAUGCUCUGCCCCCAAGACUGCUUUGGGCGUGGGCUCUGCCUCAACGGAACCUGCCACUGUCACCCCGGGUUUUCCGGGGAGGACUGCGGGCGACUCACCUGUCCGGCCGACUGCCACGGUAACGGCAUCUGCAUCGACGGCCGCUGCGCCUGCGCGGCGGGUUACGGCGGUGAAGACUGCUCCCGCCUCACCUGCCUCAAUGACUGCAACGACAGAGGCGCCUGCUUCAACGGGAUGUGCAUCUGCGACGACGGCUAUCAGGGCGAUGACUGCAGCCAGUUGGCGUGCCCCAAUAACUGCAACGGUCGAGGCCAGUGCGUCAACGGGCGCUGCGCCUGCGACGUUGGCUUCCGGAGCGACGACUGCGGCGAGAUAUCCUGUCCGAACGAUUGCCUCCGGCGGGGGCGCUGCGUGAACGGCCAGUGCGUGUGCCAGGAAGGCUUCGGCAGCGAGGAUUGCGGCGUCAGGACCUGCCCGUCGAACUGCUACGGUCGCGGGGCCUGCGUCGAGGGCCGCUGCGAGUGCCACGCCGGCUUCGGCGGGGACGACUGCGCCCUGCUGGGCUGCCCCAACGGCUGUCGAAAUCGCGGGCGCUGCCUCGACGGACAGUGCGUGUGCGACGAAGGCUUCGCCGGGGAGGACUGCGGCCGGAAGGCGUGCCCCAACGACUGCCUGGCUCGGGGCCACUGCGACGACGGCGUGUGCGUCUGUCAGGAGGGCUACUCGGGCCGCGACUGCUCCCGGCUCACUUGCCCGGACAAGUGCAACGGCAGGGGGCGCUGCGUCGGGGGAAGGUGCGAAUGUGAGAGCGGGUACCGAGGGGAGAGCUGCGCCGAGCGGAGCUGCCUCAACGGGUGCCACAACAGAGGACUCUGCGUCAAAGGACAGUGCGCCUGCGACGAGGGCUACAUCACAGAUGACUGCUCCGAAGUGUCUCCUCCAAAGGAUCUCACCGUGGGUGAGGUCACGUCGGACACGGUGAACUUAUCCUGGAUCAACGACAUGCUGGUGGCCGAAUACCUGGUCACGUACGGGCCCACUCAGCCCGGCGGGCUCCUUUCGGACUUGACCGUGCCGGGAGACCGAACUGGCACCGCGCUCAAAGACCUGGAGCCGGGUUUGGAGUACCGCGUUAACGUAUAUGCCGUCCUGGGCAACGAGAGGAGCGUGCCGGUUGGCGCCAGCGUGGCCACAGCUCUUCCGCAGCCAGAAGGUAUGAGAUUCACGUCUGUGAGAGAGACCGCCGUCGAGGUUGAGUGGGAGCAGCUGAACGUUCCCUUCGACGGCUGGGAGAUCUGCUUCCGUAACAUGAAAGAAGAAAACGGAAAGGUGGUCAGCACGGUUCCCUCCUCUCAAAAGCGCUUCCUCCAGUCGGGUCUGGGGCCGGGUCAGGAGUACGAGGUGUCCAUCAGUGUGAUCAAGAACAACGCCACGGGACCACCGGCGAUCCGACGAGUCACAACCAAUAUCGACGCCCCGCAGCAGCUCCAAGUCUUGGACGUGAGCGACUCCUCUGCAUUGAUCAGCUGGUCUAAGCCGGUGGCGCCGACGGACCGGGUCACCCUGUUUUACAAGCCCAGCCAAGCCUCCUCCGAGGGCGCCAAAGUGGAGAUCUUCCCGCCGGACGGGCAGCACAGCCUGGAGGGCCUGAAGCCUGACACCGAGUACACAGUGUCGCUUGUGGCCCGCAGCCAAGACGUCAGUAGCGAGCCGGCCGUCGCCACCUUUACUACAGCGCUGGACGCCCCCAGGGAAUUGCUGGCCGUGCGGCAGACAGAAGACAGCAUCACCCUGAUGUGGCGCAACACUCUGGCCGACGUGGACAGCUAUCGUGUGAAAUACAGUCCACUAUCCGGUGCGGCUCACGGGGAGGAAGUGUUCCCGCGCGGACCUGGACAAAGCACCACGGCCACCAUCACGGGGCUAAAGCCAGGGACCGAGUACGGCGUUGGAGUGACCAGCGUGAAGAACGAGCGGGAAAGUCUCCCGGCCACCAUAAAUGCAGCGACCGACCUGGACCCGCCCCGAGGUCUGGAGCAAACCGAGUCCACAGAGACGGCCAUUCGCAUCCGAUGGGAGAAGCCGCACGCUAAGGUGUCGCGAUACCGGCUGGUGUACGUCUCCAGAGACGGACAAGUCGAGGAGGCGGAGAUCGCGCCCUCUGAGACGACUUUCGUCUUAGCCGACCUGACGCCGGCGACAAGUUACGCCGUCACUUUGACGGCGGAGCGAGGCCACAGGAUGAGCUCGCCAGUCACUCUGAAUGCAUCCACAGAGGCAGCCGGGCCCUCGGUGGCCAACCUCACCUUCUCUGACGUCACAUGGGACGGCUUUACGGCCUCCUGGAGCCCCUUGGGCGGCGACUUUGACAGCUUGGUGGUGGAGGUGACAAACUUGGACAAUAUGGCGCAGAGCCAGAACCUGAGCGUGUCGGGCGGCGCGCUCAGCCUGGGCCUCUGGGGCCUGAACGCCAACACCAGCUACAUGGUGGGCCUCUACCCCCUCUACCAAGGUGUCUUCCUGGAGCCCGUGUUUGCCGAAGCCACCACAGAGGCAGAACCCGAAGUGGAGCACCUCUUCGUCUCCGACAUCACAGCCGACAGUUUCCGCGUGUCCUGGGCGGCAGACGAAGACCUCUUUGACAGAUUUGUGCUCAAACUACGGGACAGCAAAAGAUUCUCCCGUCCUCAGGAGCACAUGGUCCACGGCGAUGAGCGAACCAGGCUAAUCACUGGACUCAUGCCAGGCACAGAGUAUGAAAUUGAACUUUACGGCCUUUCUUUGGACCACCGUUCCCAGCCGAUCUUUGGGGUUGCUCAGACAGGCCUGACAACUCCAAAGGGCCUUCGGUUCUCUGACGUGACGGACUCGUCAGCAGUGGUCCACUGGUCCACGCCUCAGUCUGCAGUAGACAACUAUCACAUCACGUACAUGCCAUUUGAGGGAGGAAGCCCGAUGAGCGUAACUGUGGAUGGCGACGUGCUACAGGCUCUGCUACCCAACAUGAUUCCCGGCAGGAUGUACCAGGUGACGGUCAGUGCGGUGAAGGGUCUGGAGGAGAGCGACCCAAGUGGUGACGUCGUAACCACCGCUUUGGACAGACCUGAAGGUCUGACCGCGGUUAACAUCACAGACAGCUCCGCUCGGCUGCAAUGGCGACCGUCCGUAGCCACGGUGGACGGCUACGUAAUAACGUAUAAUUCCGAGUCAGUGUCCCCGAUGGUGGAGCGCGUUUCUGAAACCGAGUUGGAGAUAGCCCCCUUGCUUCCGGGAACUCUCUACUCCGUGGAGCUCGUGGCCACCAGGGGGGCGCAGACGAGCGCCUCCGCCCUGACAGAAUUCACCACAAAGCUGGACGCCCCUCGAGAUCUGGUGGCCCUGAACAUUCAAACGGAUAGCGCCACUCUGACAUGGAGACCCCCGCCGCAAGCGGCCAUUAGCGGCUACUCCCUGACCUUCUCCGCGACCGAUGGCUCAACCCGGGAGGUCAUGCUGAGUCCAACCGCCUCCUCGUACAACAUGGCCCAGCUCGCCAGGUCCACGGAGUACACGGUCCAACUGCAAGCCAUCUCCACGGCUGAGCGGAGUCGCCACGCCACCGCCGUCUUCAGUACAGUGGGCCAGUUGCACAGGUACCCCAAAGACUGCGCUCAGAUCUUCCUGAAUGGGGAGCGCGCAACAGGCGUGUAUAGCAUCUACGUGGCCGGCGUUCCAAGCCAGGUCAUCCAGGUCUACUGCGACAUGGAGACGGACGGCGGAGGGUGGACGGUCUUCUUGAGACGGCAAAACGGGAGGCUGGAGUUCUUCAGGAACUGGAAGAACUACACCGCUGGCUUUGGUAACAUCAACGAUGAGUUCUGGCUAGGUCUCGGCAACCUCCACAAGAUCACGACUGCAGGCCAGUACGUGCUGCGCGUCGACCUGAGGGAUGCCGGAGAGUCGGCCUUCGCUCAGUACGACAAGUUCUCCAUCGCAGAGCCAAGAACGCGCUAUAAGCUUUACAUCGGCGCCUACAGUGGCACAGCAGGCGACUCCAUGACGUACCACCACGGCCGCCCCUUCUCCACUUUCGACAACGACAACGACAUCGCCGUCACCAACUGUGCUUUGUCCUACAAGGGAGCCUUCUGGUACAAAAACUGCCAUCGUGUCAACCUGAUGGGAAAAUACGGAGACAAAAGUCAUAGCAAGGGUGUCAACUGGUUCCACUGGAAGGGCCACGAGACCUCCAUCGAGUUUGCCGAGAUGAAACUCCGACCGGCCGACUUCGGGAAUUCCGAGAGCAGGAGAAAGAGAUCCUGAAAACUUCAACAUCAAGAAAUACAUCGAUGAGAAUGACACAAAAAAAAAAAAAACAACAACACUGACUACAACCCAUUGGG
This is a messenger RNA of Hippocampus comes (tiger tail seahorse), 5293 nucleotides long. Its product is annotated as tenascin-like. Lineage: Eukaryota; Metazoa; Chordata; Actinopteri; Syngnathiformes; Syngnathidae. Bases 225 to 5213 code for a protein of 1662 amino acids. Gene Ontology annotation, biological process: neuron projection development; regulation of cell adhesion. Gene Ontology annotation, molecular function: protein binding. The record is from RefSeq and is a predicted model, not a curated record. The transcript has 24 exons.